This is a messenger RNA of Ascoidea rubescens DSM 1968, 651 nucleotides long. RefSeq lists its product as uncharacterized. The transcript has a single exon. Lineage: Eukaryota; Fungi; Ascomycota; Saccharomycetes; Ascoideales; Ascoideaceae. The annotation marks the transcript as partial. Gene Ontology annotation, cellular component: membrane. The record is from RefSeq and is a predicted model, not a curated record.
CAGUGUGAACUAUUUGGUUCGUUUUCAAUAUUAAUUCAAACUUUACUAGGUCUUCUAUCCCUAUCCACUCUAAUUUAUAAAAGAUAUAAAGAGUUCCCUAAUCGAAGACCCUGGAAAAUCUGGUUUUUUGAUGUAUCAAAACAAGUCUUUGGUUCAAUCGGUGUUCAUUUUAUGAAUCUAUUAUUCAGCUAUUUUUUAUCAAAACUCUUGAAUUUAGCUUUCAUAAUAGAAUCAAAAAAUAAUGAUAACGACGAAAAUGACGAUCAAUGUAACUGGUAUUUCAUCAACGUCUUGUUUGACACUACCAUCGGUGUCCCCAUACUAUGGUUUUUUCUCUACAUAAUAUACAAAGUAUCAAAAAAUUACUUGAAAAUCAAAGGUAUAGAUUCCGGCCAGUAUGGCUAUCCGCCAAAAUUUAUCAACUAUCUUAAACAAUUGUUUAUCUAUAUUUUGGGCUUGUUUUUAACAAAGAUCAUAGUCUAUUCAUUAUUAUACUCUUUACCGAUUUUCGCUCAAAUUAGUGAUUUCAUCUUGAAUAAAUUUGACAGAUUUCCAAAUUUCCAAAUUUUUCUCGUCAUCUUCUUGUUUCCUUUAAUAAUGAACACUUUGCAAUAUGUUUGCGUGGAUAACAUUAUUCAAAGUCCAGAAUAU